Molecule: messenger RNA, 777 nt
Organism: Paramecium octaurelia
Lineage: Eukaryota; Ciliophora; Oligohymenophorea; Peniculida; Parameciidae
Source: the annotation of a GenBank genome assembly
AUGAGUAUGAUUUCGUUUAUAAAAAUCUUAUUUAUAGAACCUCUUUUGAUUUAUAAAGGUUGCGUAGAAUCCACUGGAAGUGAAUGUAGUAAUAAUGGUUGGACUAAUGGCAAUUAAGUAACUUAAUGUUAAGGAAUAAAUUAUAUGGGAUCAUAUACAGGAGGACAUCGAAUUUAGAAAAGAUUUUGGUGCCCAUCAGAUAAAAAGAUGAAACUUUCAUUCACUUUGGCUAAAUUUGAUUCCUGGGAUGAAGAAUCUGUUUUUAUUUACUAAGAUGGCUAACUAAUUGACAAAAUUACUCAUGCUCCUUUUGAUGGAUCUAAUUUGUGUUAACUUUGGUUCCCAGACGUAUUGGAUUACAGAUCGUAUAAUUUUUAGUUGUCAAAAGGAUAAAACUAUGUUACCUUUUCAUUAGUUGAUAAUUUAUAAACUGAGAGCGAAGGUAAUGCUAAACCAUCUAAUUAUAGAAUCAUGGGGAAUUAGAGAUAUCAAAUUACAGGUUGUUAGUCCCUGUAUAGAUUUUUAUAGUGAAUGUAAUUAUUAGGGAGAUUUGUGGAAAGUUUGCUAAGGAAAUCAAACAAUAUCUGCUAGAUAUAUACCUUUCAAAAUAAAAUCAAUUUAUAUGUUAGUUAGUGGCGUUGAAGUUUAGUUCAAAGACCCACAUUUUAAAGGAGGAAUUAAAUAGACUUAUACUACAGAUUAAACCUGCUUAGAUGAUUACCAUGUAAUUUAUAAUUAUUAUACAUAAAGUUUCCAAAAUAUCAAAAUCUGCUAUGA